CUUCAUUUUGAGUCGAAUUAAGGGAGUAAAGGAAGGGUAAUAAAUAAGGCAGUGGUUCUAUCUUCCUGCAGCUUCUUUUUUGUUUCCGCUCGUCCCAGUACCGAGACAGUGGCCAAGUCAAGUGCUCGCAUACACCCAACUCUCCAAUUGUUUGCAGGAUGACAAAAAGGCAAGAGAAGAUCUCAGUUCAUCAAAUGACGGCCCCAACCUCGGCCAUAAUUGAAGAUUUUGUGGCUUCCUACGACACGCAACGCGAAUUCUACAGCCACACCGCAACGGCUGUUAGAAAGAUUUGCGAGGCAGCCCUCGGAAAACAUCAUAUACCAUGCCUUGUCAGCCAUCGAGCGAAAGAAGCAGCGAGUCUACGCAAAAAGCUAUAUGCACGACAACUUCUCCGGGGCCAUGCCUACACAAGCAGAGAAGAGAUCAAAAGUGACAUUUCCGACCUUGCUGGCGUACGCAUCGCUCUCUACUAUUCUCGGCACGGGGAGGAGGUCAAGCGUAUACUCAAUGAUGAAUUUACUGUCGUGGAAAAAAAGACGUUCAGCCGAAUGGGCAUCGACGAGGCAAUCCAUGGCGGCUACGAUCGAUGGUUCCCGGGCUACUGCGCACAGCAUUAUCGAGUGCAUCUUAAGAACGGAACGGUCAAUCAGGAAGGCGUACCUAUUCACAACACAAAGGUGGAGAUCCAGGUCGUCUCUGUGCUGCGGCAUGUCUGGGCUGAAGUGGAACACGACGUGGUCUACAAGGGGAAGCUCAGGGCGAGCAGAGACGACCACCGCAUCCUGGACGGGUUAAGCGGUGCGGUGUUUCUUGGGGAGUGCUUCCUGGAUCAACUGUAUCAGACCCAGGUAGCGAAGACUACCACCGACGACAAAGGUUUCGAAAGCGUCUACGGGCUCGGCUCAUUUUUGUGGAAUUGGACCGCCUCCCUCGGGCAUUGCCAGGUAGAAUACCCAGUGGAGGUCGAGUUUCUGAAAGAGGUGCUCAGUAUCCUCGGGCUCAACAAUCCGCGAACACUACGAGAUAUUCUCAGUCAGAUCGACCUGUCCACUCGAGAAGGCAGCGAGUGGCAUUCUUUCCGGGCGGCAUUUCACCCCGCUAGGUCCAGUCUUACAAUGUUCAUAAUGGACCGGAUCCUUACAAUGCCGGUCGGAGCCAGCAAGCUUGAGAAUACGCCAGUGGACGAUCCUGGGCUCGAUCACGCGAGACACGAGCUCGGCCUUAUUUCCAGUUCCCUGAUCUGGCUCGAUCGGGUGUACCCGCUCUCGUCUCAAUUAUUCGGAGCCCUCUUCGCCAGUGACUCGUGGGACCGUUAUCUGCCUGGAAUCCGGUGGCUUGAUUCGCGAAAAGCCCAGGAUUAUUGGAGGGGUACUGCGGUGCUUACCGACGAGGAAAAGAACAGGAUCAACGGUCUGUUUCAGUGCUUUGCGAGAAACAAGGAAAAGCCCAUUCAGCUUGCGUUUGCGCUUGCCAGGCUGGGUGUUUUGAAGAGAUACGCUGCUGACUGGCUGGCUUUGCAUCGCGUCAUCUCGCCGUUGCUUAUUGUAAUAAAGGCUCGAUAUUAGGGGAUCUUAGGAUGGGGUGUGAUGUAUACGUCUGCUGCCUAAUUCAAUGCUUACGCUGAGAUUGGAAACAUCAUGUAUGGUAAGCUUGAUUUACUGUGUAGAUGUGGAUCUAUGGGAAUAUUCCUGGCAACUCUGCAUAAGCGAAAUUGCGGUCCUGCAACCGAGUUACUCCAGCAGGC
This is a messenger RNA of Aspergillus novofumigatus IBT 16806, 1747 nucleotides long. RefSeq lists its product as uncharacterized. The record is from RefSeq and is a predicted model, not a curated record. Gene Ontology annotation, biological process: guanosine tetraphosphate metabolic process. The transcript has a single exon. Bases 159 to 1568 code for a protein of 469 amino acids. NCBI's taxonomy places the organism in Eukaryota, Fungi, Ascomycota, Eurotiomycetes, Eurotiales, Aspergillaceae.